GCAUGGCUCACGCUACGGUACGCCAUUUGUGUCUAGCAUCAAAAAGCGCGGACAGUGGAAAUAAGCAUAUAACAAGAGGAUUCUGACCCAGCUCUGAUGAUAGCGAUCAGCUUCACUGUUGUGUGUAAUCAUAGCAGGAUAUGAUAUGGAUGAAACAGUGAUAUCAGGAGAGGAAGCCAUUGAGGAGAAAGUGGCUGAAAAUAACAUCAGUGGGCAAGUGCAUACAGAUGAUGUGGAAAUGGAGGAAACUGCAGGAGACUCGCCCAGUGCUGCUGAGCUCGAUGAAGCAGAUGAAGAAGUCAUUGAGAGACCAAGUCCGAAUUCUGCACCUAAAGACGGCGACAACCUCUGCACAGUUUGUGGCUUCUCAGCCAAAUGCCCGAGAUCACUGAAGAUCCACUUUGCACGAAAGCACGGAAAGAUGUCUGACAAAGCUGCACAACCUUUGGAGAAAAGUGCAAAUAUCUCUAAUGUGAGUCCUGCUGAAAUCCAGCAGGAGGCAGACAUGGAGGCAGAGAGUGGCGCUGAGGUUAAACAGGAACAAGAUUCUGAUCGUGAUGAACUGAGAUCAGUCGCAAGUGACAAAGGCACAAACAUGAAGGAUGUAACUGAAAAGCAAAGUGUAUUAGACAAACAGCAGGUAGAGCAAGAAGGAACAAUCCCUACACAAGAGAGAAGAGUGAGCAAGCGAAUCCCAAAACCAAAGAUUAUUCAUUCCUGCAACUACUGUGGGCAAGAGUUUAGGGACAAGGCUCCUCUAGAUGUUCACAUCCAGAGAUACCACACCAAAGACACCCCAUAUACAUUUGAUGCUGAUGAAAGCAUAGAUGACAGGGAGGAGGCUGUGGAUCCUGGCAGUAGCAUGAAGGCUACUUCAACACGAGUGACCCCCAAACGCACCCUCAGCAGGUUCCAGCUGAAGUGCGCAAACUGUGAUUUUAGGGUCAGCACAGCUACGCUGCUGGAGAACCAUGCUCGUGUCAAACACCUUGACCAGGACUGGUACCGUUGCAAAUUGUGCAACUUUCUUUCUGCCACAUCUGAGUGGAUGGAUUCUCACCUGUCCUCAGAUAGCCACAUGCAGCAGCAGGAGAAAGAAAGCAAGAGCUCAAAAUCUGAAGUAUAUGUCGACAGGGUAAGCAGAGAUGGUGCUGGAGAUGGUGCUGUUAUAGAUGACGUAGCUCAGAUGCUCGGGGGAGAAGGGGUAGAUACGUUGACAGGAGAAGAACAGGAAACCGACGAGGCAGCUGAGGCUGCCAAAGCCGUGUUAGCUGAGGAGGAAGAGUUAGAGCUGGGACCUCCCAGUAAGAAAAGAGGAAGACCAAAGCAAGGCUCCACAACCACAUGUGGAUACUGUGGCCUGGUGGUGUCCAACGCCACCAACCUCAGUGUUCAUGUUCGCCGUAAACACAGCAAAGAUUAUGGCUACAGCUGCACUCUGUGCAACUACAGCUGUGUGACCAAAGGAGACAUGGAUCGUCACUGUUUAACAAAGAAGCAUGUUAGACGUGCACAAGAAUGCACAAGUAAGAACCCAAUCACAAAUCACAUAAGUACAUCAAUUCAGGAAACCAAGGAGCCGAAUACCACCGUAGAGACCACCGGCACAGAGGAAGAAUCUGAUGACACAACUUCCAAAGAACACGGUGGAGACGAGCAAACUCAGCCAGAGGCAAACCAGAAAAAAAGUAAAUAUGACUCUGUCAAUGCCUGCAGCCUCUGUGAUUUUGUUGCUCAAUCUAUUCCGUCCCUCCAUCUUCACGUCAAGAGAAAACACACCAGAGAUUUUGAGUAUGUCUGUUUAGCGUGCAGUUACUAUGCUGUAACAAGCAGGGAAAUGUCCCGCCAUGCAAGCACAGAGAAACACAAGCAGAAAAGUCAGAAAUAUCUGGAACAAAAAGGGAGCGAAGGACAAAGAGCCUUAGCACUCCCUCUAAAGCUGAAUGAUAUCACGGAGCUUCCUGCAGCAAAUUCUAACCCUGAAUGUGAAUCCGUGAGUCCCGCAGAAGUGUCUGAAUCCUGUCCCAUAGACAGUCAAUCUGUGGAAGGCCAGAAUACACCUGCGCCCUGUGUCACCACAGAGCUGGUUAAUGAUGUGCUUGUAGGUGGAGAUGAGAAGCAAGCAAAUGCAAUUACAUCUCCUGCUUGUGGUGAACCAGAGAUGACCAUUGAAGCGACUGAGCUAACAGCAGAUUCUGAAGCCCAGCAGGAUGAAGAAUGUCAGCUUUCAGUCUCUGAGUUGGCACAGCCAGAGAGCCAGGAACAAGAGGGUAAACAAGCAGAUGAUGAACAUUUAAAGGUAGACGUUAUGACUAGAGACACACAAAUGUCCAAAGCCCUUCCCUUUGAUGCCUGUAUUGUAUCUGUGAAGUUCCUAGCUGAGCAGGAGCAGGCUGCACAGGAAGGCCUGUCUCUGGAAGGUGAAGCCACCAUGAUAUGUUUGACUGGAGGAUCACCAGUGACCUCUGGCUUAGUGUCUCCCAGCUCCGCAUACGUCAAGAAGCUCAAACCCAAGGAAGCAAAGGUGAGGGAGGAAACCAAAGGAAGCAACUCUCGCAUACGCUGCGAGGACUGCGGAUUCAUGGCGGACGGCAUCAGCGGCCUCAACGUCCACAUCUCGAUGAAGCAUCCUUCCAAGGAGAGGCAUUUCCACUGUUUGGUCUGCGGCAAGUCCUUCUACACCGAGAGCAACCUGCACCAGCACCUGACCAGCGCUGCCCACCUUCGCAACGAGCAGAACAGUGUGGAGGAGCUGCCCGAAGGGGGCGCAAGCUUCAAGUGUGUCAAGUGCACGGAUCGAUUUGAAUCAGAGCAGGAUCUGUUUUAUCACAUCAAGGAGAAACACGAGGAGCUCCUGAGGGAGGUCAACAAGUACGUGCUGGAGGACACGGAGCAGAUCAACCGCGAACGGGAGGAGAACCAGGGCAACGUGUGCAAAUACUGUGGCAAGGUGUGCAAGAGCAGCAACUCUAUGGCCUUCCUGGCACACAUUCGCACUCACACCGGGUCUAAGCCCUUCAUGUGCAAGAUCUGCAACUUCGCAACCGCUCAGCUGGGAGACGCCAGGAACCACGUGAAGAGACAUCUUGGCAUGCGAGAGUACAAAUGCGACAUAUGUGGGUGGGCCUUUGUUAUGAAGAAACACCUCAGCACCCAUCUGCUGGGAAAACAUGGAGUUGGACAGCGUAAAGAGAGGAAGUUUGAAUGUGAGUUGUGCGAGCGCUCCUUCAGCGAAAAAUGGGCCCUCAACAACCACAUGAAACUGCACAGUGGAGAGAAACCAUAUAAGUGUGCCUGGCCAUCCUGCCACUACGCCUUCCUCAACCUGUCAGCCAUGAAGGACCACUACAGGACGCACACGGGAGAAAAGUCUUAUUUAUGUGACCUGUGUGGUUUUGCGGGAGGCACCAGACAUGCCCUCACCAAACACAGACGCCAACACACAGGAGAGAGGCCCUUCAAAUGUAAGCUCUGCAACUUCGCCUCCACCACGCAGUCCCACCUAUCACGGCACAAACGUGUUCACACCGGGGAGAAACCGUACCGCUGCCCCUGGUGCGACUACAGAUCCAACUGUGCAGAGAAUAUCCGAAAGCACAUACUCCAUACGGGAAAACACGAGGGCGUGAAGAUGUACAACUGCCCCAAAUGUGACUAUGCCACCAACUCUCCGAUGGAGUUCCGCAACCACCUGAAGGACAAUCACCCUGAUAUUGAGAACCCAGACCUCGCCUACCUGCACGCAGGUAUCGUUUCCAAGUCCUUUGAGUGUCGUCUGAAAGGCCAGGGGGCUACAUUUGUGGAAGCAGAGGAUAUGGGCUCCCCUUUGCACAGGAAAGACUCUUCUGAGUUAUCGGGCCAUGACGAGAUCCAACAGGUCAUCAUCAUCCAGGGCUAUGGUGAUGGAGAGGUAGCUAUCGACCAGACCCUCGAGGAGUCAGCCGCUGCCACCCUGCAGACGCUGGCCAUGGCCGGCCAGGUGGCCGAGGUGCUCCACAUCACUGAAGACGGACAAGUCAUAGCCUCGGGCAGGGAAGUGGCAUCCGCAGGAGCCCACCUGGCUGGAGGCAGCACCCAGUACGUGGUCUUGGAGUCAGGGGAGGCCAGAAAGGAGUUUCAGGCUGUGGCCAGAGGAGGGGUAGCAGUCGCAGCUGCUGGUGGACAAAGUCACAUUGUCUCAGAGUCCUCCACAGCUCUCGAUGCUCUGCUCAGCGCAGUCAGCGAAAUGGGCCAUCAGGAGGAAAUACAAGGAGAGGCAGCCAUCGUUCAUGAGGUCUUGACCCCAGAGAUAGCUGAGGCUGUGCAGAGUGAAGUGCAGGGGGAGGGGAAGCAGGAGGGGGAGGAGCAGGUGCAGGUCAUCCAGGGGACCGGCCAGGAGGACAUGCAGGAAGUGCUGCAACUCGCCGCGUCCCAGAUGAUGAAGGAAGGCCUGACCCAGGUCAUCGUCAAUGAUGAGGGCACGCACUACAUUGUGACUGAGCUGGACAACUGCACCUUACAGGUGGAGGGAGAAGUGUAUGGAGAGGCCGGGACAGGUGACGGGGAGGUGCACCAGGCGGAGCAGCAGACAGGAGAAGAGAUAGUGGUGUACCUGGAUUGAGCUGCUCGCAGUAUUGUCCUGGAAGGGUAGAGGAGAGAGACAUCCCUGAAAGAUGCACAUUGGGCAUUUUAUUUCACUUCCCCUGUUUAGCUAUGUUAAAGCUCACGUUAGCCCAGAUGUUGUGUUCUGCAUUGUCUCUGUUUAAUUUCACCCUGCUUCAUUCACUUCGUACAUCACUUCUACCAUCUUCUCUUGGGCUACACUGAACUCAGGUUAAACAUCGUUUAUUCAAAGCGACAGUAAAGGAAAAAGGUUUUGGUGCUAAGUGAGCUAACCUGCAAUCCACACAGCCGCCAAGACUGCUUUAAUUAAUUAAUGCAACUUAAGGAAAUGAAUGAGUACACAUUGUCAUGAAAUAUUUUUACAAUGCUUCUAAUGUGCUAAGAGUUAAACAAGUUAUUAUAAAGAAAGUCUAUCUUUUCAUUUAUAACAGAGCUAACAGGUUUUUUUCUUGCUUUUUGAUUUCUUUGUGGUACAUUUAUGUUGCAACCUAAAGUUUUUCUAUAGCAAAAUAGAUGUUUUUUUCCUUUUGAUAACGCAGUGGUUUAAUUUGUGUGAGCAAUCUUUUCUUUUUCUUCAAAUCCUUUGUGUGUGUGUGUGUACUAUUAGUUCCAAAUCAGUAAUACGAUGAAUGAUUUCCCAAAUAGACCUUAUACAUAUUUUCUGUGUAGCGAAAAGUAAAGCAAUGACAAUUAUACGUUUUAGAUUUUUGACAGUCCUUCAUUGUGUGGAAGGCCUGUUUAAAAAAACAAAACAGGAGUGCAGUUUCAUUUUUGAAAAUAAAGAU
Messenger RNA from Pundamilia nyererei, 5387 nucleotides. RefSeq names its product zinc finger protein 407 (gene znf407). Gene Ontology annotation, biological process: regulation of DNA-templated transcription. Gene Ontology annotation, molecular function: DNA-binding transcription factor activity, RNA polymerase II-specific; RNA polymerase II cis-regulatory region sequence-specific DNA binding; zinc ion binding. NCBI's taxonomy places the organism in Eukaryota, Metazoa, Chordata, Actinopteri, Cichliformes, Cichlidae. The record is from RefSeq and is a predicted model, not a curated record. Bases 146 to 4600 code for a protein of 1484 amino acids. The transcript is spliced from 10 exons.